UGAUACAUUAGGCGGAAAACGCGGAAGUGUUUUCUUGUUCCCUUCGAGCCCCCGUAGAACAAACCUGCUACUCUGUUUGGGGACAAUUAAGCAGCUAAGUUACUCCCUGACGCUGUAACGCAUUUUACAGGACUAUUGCCAGAGCUCGUGUGAUGACUCAAAGAUGACCUGCAGCUCAUGACCGACUAACACUGUCACUUCUAGCAGCUCAAAUUAAAGGUUCCACACAGGGUGACCCAUGCUUUCUGAUGAGCUCGACUCCAAACCAGAGCUGCUGGUGCAGUUUGUGCAGAACGCGUCCAUCCCGCUGGUUCAGGGUCUGGAGGACUCGGAGUCCAAACACUCCUGCCUGCCUCUGCUGGCUCCAGCUGAGAGCUCCCUGUGCAGCCCUCUGGAGCUCACAGACGGAGGCCUGAGCCAUGAGCCCCAGAGUUCUCCCUCCCUGUCCGAGUUCGGAGGAGUGUCCGAUCAAAGCACGCUGGUGGUCCAGACUCACUCCCACCAACGGGCCACACCGAGCCCCCCGCCCAUCCUCCACGACCUGCAGCAGUCCGACAGCACCUCCUACGUCCUGCUGAACCUCGCAAAAGGCAUCACGGCCUCCUCAGAGUCCCUGAUCUUCGCCGCAGACGGCGCCGGGGACGACGACGACGAGGGCGUCUCAUCGGGGGACUAUGGGAUAGAUGGCAGCGCUCCCUGGUAUUUACGGGUUCAGGAGUUGGCACACGACAGCCUGAUCGCCGCCACACGGGCACAACUCGCCAGAGACGCCAAGGCCAGCCAGGAUGCCAGAGCUACAAGUGUCAGUGACCACACACACAGCCUGAUAGCGGACGGGGACAAGCGGGAGCUGCCGUCUCGAACCAGCCGCCCACUCUCCAAGCAGAUCCUGCGCUGCUCGUUUGAGGGCUGCUGCAGGACGUUCACCUGGCCGGCUCAUCUGAAAUACCACCUCAAAACACACAGGAACGACCGAAUGUUCAGGUGCGGCGCCGAGGGCUGCGGGAAGAGUUUCUACGUGCUGCAGAGGCUGCAGGUUCACAUGAGGACGCACAACGGUGAGAAGCCCUUCAUCUGCAAGGAGAAGAACUGCGGCAAGAAGUUCACCACCGCCGGAAACCUGAAGAACCACCGGCGCAUUCACACAGGAGAGAAGCCUUUUCUGUGCGAAGCAGAUGGUUGUGGGCGAUCGUUUGCAGAGUAUUCCAGUCUACGAAAACACAUGCUCGUGCAUUCUGGUGAGAAGCCUCAUCUGUGCGGGAUCUGUGGCAAGACUUUCUCUCAGUCCGGCAGCAGGAAUGUCCACAUGAGGAAGCGGCACGGAGAGGAGGGGCUCAGCAGCGAAAGCAGAGAAACAGGAGAAGCUCUGACACAAAGCAGCCUGCUGGAGGCCGACGGUGAGAACGGCGACAGUAUGGUCACUAUGACGACGACGGUGGAACCCAUGACUAUCCAUCACGCCAUGCUGAGGUCACCAGGUUCUGCAGACUCGGUGGUUGUCCUCUCACAGCCACAUGAACUGGUGACCAUGACAACAGACGGCCAUGCGUAUGGAGAAGAUGUGGUCGCGCUGCUGUAGUCGGCCGUUACGACAAACAUCACACACACUGGCUGUUUGCGCAGCAUUGGACUCAAACAUAGACAUCUAUUUGUAAAAAGAUGAAUCACAGACUCUAACCCUUGUAGAUAUUUGUAAUUAGCAACUAAUGAUGGUUUUAUUUUGACAAGUGUGAAGUGGCAAAGUUUGUACAAAACAACAUUUUUCCUCAAGUUUUUUCAAAACAAAUGCUCCCAAAGAAAUACUGAGACGGGUUUUGUGAGACUCUGAUGAUCAGGAAUUGUUCUGUGUAUUUAUCAUUGUAAACAGAAAAGUCUGAGGUUGAAAUGGAGCGAUAGAGAGGAACAAUCCAAAAGCUCAGUAGCCAUGUUUCCAUAGAAGUGUAAAGUGAACUUAAAAAAGGAAAAUGCAAAUUAAUGAACUGCUUUGGAGUUAAUAAACUAGGCUUGGUAGUGUCUUCAGAAGGAGGUGGAAUAAGCUACAUGAUUUGAUACACGGAGGAUAAAAAGCUGGAAACAAAACUUUGGCAUCUUUGGGUCAAAAAUGAGUCUUCCAGGACUUUAAGAAUUGUUGUCAAUUAGGUACAAUAGUAUUUAAUCUUUCAUGUCAGCUGUCCUGAGAUUAAAAAAACAAAAAAACAAAAAAGAUGCUGAAUACCUGAUGAGUCACGUGAGAGCCUUUUCAGAAUAAAGUCAAAGCCAUCUCAAGUAGGCGUAAAAUUUGUUCUUCAGCAACUUUUUUUUAGACAUUUGCCACUAACUUUAUCUAAUGCAAUGCUCCAAAAUGUGUCAUGAAAACAUGGCUAGUGGCUGAUUUAUCACAUUUAAACGUACCAGACACAUGGAAACCCGUUAUCCUUAUUGCUAAAAACGUUGACAUUAAAAGCCGCUACAGCUCAGUAUAUCCCAUCGCUGCAUGUAAACAACUGGCGGCGAACAGCUUAACAAGCCAGGCCACCCUGGAAAACAUGUCAAACAAAUUGUGUAUCCGGUAACUCUGAGUCUUACUGGUAUCAUCUUUCAUUCGGUCUCCAGUGCUUCACUUGUUUUCUGAGUGAGGCGACGCAUCGCUCAUUUACAGCUCAGCAUAUUAGCACUUGAGAAUAAAAGAAAUUAAGAAUCACUCACGAGGUUAGCUCUGCCUUUCUGAAACAAACAGCAGAUGCCUGGAGCUGUUAGAUAAGGUAGUGCGCAUUACUUGUCUUUGUUAGUGAGCGCCGCCUUAGUCGGCGUCUCAUCACCAGUGUCUGUUCCUUGCUGCUCCUCAGUGGAUCUUCAGGUUGUGGAAGUGGUCCAGCGUCGCGCCCAGAGCCCAGCUAGCCUCCACGUUGUUCACCUUCUUGGUCAGCUAGGAGGAGGAAAUAAAUCACCAAAUCACUGAAAUGACUUUUGUAUUUACAGAAAUAAAAAAAGUAACUGGA
This is a messenger RNA of Acanthochromis polyacanthus (spiny chromis), 2978 nucleotides long. It is a transcript of the gene znf410, whose product is annotated as zinc finger protein 410. The coding region runs from base 239 to 1579 and encodes 446 amino acids. Gene Ontology annotation, cellular component: nucleus. Gene Ontology annotation, molecular function: RNA polymerase II cis-regulatory region sequence-specific DNA binding; DNA-binding transcription factor activity, RNA polymerase II-specific. The record is from RefSeq and is a predicted model, not a curated record. NCBI's taxonomy places the organism in Eukaryota, Metazoa, Chordata, Actinopteri, Pomacentridae. The transcript is spliced from 12 exons. Gene Ontology annotation, biological process: regulation of transcription by RNA polymerase II; central nervous system development.